GCUAGGCUACGUCACCGUCUUGAUUUGGGGCGGGGGCUUGCAGGAGAUUUAAUAGGAAGGUGGCAAAGACGCUGUGAAUGUUUACUGUUUUUAAUCGAAUUGAGAGACAUUUAACCACACAACCAAUAUAUAUUACAAUACAGAAGGGUUUCACCUAUAUUUGAGAGAUUAUAUCACCAGAAGAAGAUGGGUAGCUGCCUUACAGUUGGACCAAAUGAAGCCGUGGUUGUCUCUGGUGCCUGUUGUGGCUCAGAUGAGAAGACCUACAUGGUGGGGGGCUGGGCCUGGGCCUGGUGGCUCAUCACUGACAUUCAAAGGAUUACACUGGAGAUUAUGACACUCCAACCCAAGUGUGAGGAUGUUGAGACUGCAGAGGGGGUCGCCAUCACUGUCACUGGGGUGGCACAGAUCAAAGUGAUGACAGAUCAUGAUCUUUUGGCAAUUGCUUGCGAGCAGUUUUUGGGCAAAUCCGUCCCCGAAAUCAAAGGAGUGGUUUUGCAAACCUUGGAGGGACAUUUACGCUCAAUUCUAGGCACACUGACGGUGGAGCAAAUCUACCAGGACAGGGACAAGUUUGCCCAGCUGGUGAGGGAGGUGGCAGCGCCUGACGUGGGCAGGAUGGGAAUUGAGAUCCUCAGCUUCACUAUCAAGGAUGUCUAUGAUAAAGUGGACUACCUGAGCUCACUGGGGAAGACUCAGACAGCAGCAGUCCAGAGGGAUGCAGACAUCGGUGUGGCAGAGGCAGAAAGGGAUGCUGGGAUAAGAGAAGCGGAGUGCAAGAAGGAGAUGAUGGAUGUCAAGUUCCUGGCCGACACAAAGAUGGCCGACUCCAAACGAGAACUUGAACUGCAGAAGGCUGCUUUCAACCAAGAAGUCAACACCAAGAAAGCGGAAGCCCAGCUGGCCUAUGAGCUGCAGGCAGCUAAAGAACAGCAGAAGAUCAGGCUGGAGGAGAUAGAGAUUGAGGUGGUUCAGAGGAAGAAGCAGAUCACCAUUGAGGAGAAGGAGAUUUUCCGCACAGAGAAGGAGCUCAUCGCCAUGGUGAAGAGGCCUGCCGAGGCAGAGGCAUACAAGAUGCAACAGCUGGCUGAGGGACAGAAGAUGAAGAAGGUUUUAACGGCCCAGGCAGAGGCAGAGAAGAUCCGGAGAAUUGGCGAGGCAGAGGCUGGCUCCAUUGAGGCUAUAGGGAAGGCUGAGGCUGAGAAGAUGAGACUUAAGGCUGAGGCUUACCAGCAGUAUGGAGAGGCAGCCAAGAUUGCUCUUGUCCUGGAGGCCCUGCCCAAGAUUGCAGCCAAGGUGGCGGCGCCGCUGGCCAGGACCAAUGAGAUAGUAAUCCUAAGCGGGGAGGGAAACCAUGUGACGGGGGAAGUGAACCGCCUCCUGGCUGAACUUCCUGUGUCCAUCAAUGCCCUCACAGGAAUUGACCUAUCAAAGAUCCCACUACUGCAGAGGAUGACCGAUGCUCAGGCCUGAAAACAAUCUCUCCCUUCUACUCUCUGUUUUAUGCACUCUCAUAGACUGCCUUCAAUACCCUUGAAAUUAUUAUUUAUUUAUUAAAUAUGAACAAGUGGAUUUUUUUAAACCUCUGGUGCCUUAAUUUCUACAGGACCAGAAUAUCUGCAUGUACCGCUGCUCCUUCAUAUACUCUGUAUCGUUUGAGUUCACUACUUUUUGAAUCAUGAAGCUUUUUACAAUAAGUAGAUCGCAUGACUUUAAUCAUUUAGCAUGAACUGAGCCUUUUUGAUUUUACUCAUAAACCUCUCUAGUCUCUACCUUACCAUUUCAUGUCAGUGAACAGCUGUCAAGAAGAGCAACCUCUAUGAUUUUCUUUCAAAAUUGUACUCACCUUGCCUAUUACACACCAUUAUUACUCAGUAAUUAUCUCUUCUUGCUAUCAUGUGACUAUUGUAUAGGUUAUGGAAGUUACUGUACUCUAAUGUAUAUAACUUUUAAUUUAACUGAUUUAAUUUGUCCUUUAUGAUGAGUUAUGGGUUUUCACAAUCAGGUGACAAGUGGUAUCAAGUGCUACAUGAAACAAGGUGCUCACUGCUUACUAUCCUCAAAUUAUUUAUUUAGGCUUCUACUUAGUCAAAACUCUGGGUAACUGGGAAUUCUUCCCACUCUUUAAGAAAUAAUGUGUUUUCAUUUUAGUUUUACAUUGUUCCAAACACACUUUCAUUUAUAGCAACAAGAAUGGCUUUUUAUACUCAUCCCAGAAACCUGAUUGGCAGUCCUUUUGUUUCUUUGGCUAUGAUUGCAUCUUUCUGAAUUGGUGUGAAGUAAGUUGAAGUACUGAAUUGACUUGAAGUAAGUUUGAGGGAGAGAUUAAGUACUUUGUGGGAUUCUAAUGAUGUAGCAUAAUUUAUUGAGAGAACUCUUUGUCCUGGUGAAAGUUCCGUUUUUGAGUCCAAGGGUUAUGAGUCCAAGAAGUAGUAAAAUGGUGUUACUCAUAGCCAAACACUAGUCAUUGCUCCUUAUCAUUUUUAUUAUACAGGAAUAGGUAUUUAAAAAAAAUACGAGCUGUGAUAUGUUUUUAAGAAGUAAUUUUGUUCAUUCUGUUGAUUUCUUAAUUUCAUGUUUCAAUUGAUUAGUGUGACUUGAUUAUAACAUUGACAGACACUUGUUGCAGUUUUAUAUAGUAAUGUAAGUACAUUUUAAGCCAUGUAAGACAGCUCUUCAGGUUCUGUCCACGAUGUAAUCUUAAAGAUAACUCUGUAUAUCAUACACUUGUCAGAGAAAGAUAUCACUCCUGUUUAGACAAUGCUGAUCAAUGUAUUUAGUCAUUUAUCUUGCUUUGAAUUAUCUAUAAUUGUGAAAAAGGGUAUAUGUACUGUUACACUAUUGUCAUUCCACAUUACCUCCAUGUUUAUGAUCUGUUUGUUGAGCUCAUUCCAAGACUGAAUCGCAAUCUGAUUUAUAUUGGCUUUUUGUUGUAUUGUGGUUAGUCAUCGUGGAGGUAAGACUCAUCAAGAUCAUCACUGAUUUGGUGACUUGCACUAUUCAACAUGAGAUCAUGGGAAACCAAGAUGGGAAACUCCAGCUAUUAUGUAAGUGGACAGAUUACAAAAAAGCACUGAGCAAAUUAUAAAGAAUAUCAGCGCUCAAAUAAUGUUGGGAAAAUGUUUCCUUGCCCUUUCCCCCUCCCAGACAUAUCGUAAUGUUCUUUUUAAUUAGUCAAAUGAAAAUGACUUUCUUAAUUUCAUGUUUCAUGAAGGACUGUUACUGUUAUGUUUCUUUUUGUCUGCCCUCAAAUUGAUUUGACUCUACUUCAUUGCAGCCAUUGUAAUCUAAGUAAUUUUGCCAAUACUGUGAAAAGGUUUCAGUUGUGUAACAACUGUAAUUUGGAUUUGAGUUACUUUGUGGCUUCACAACCAAAUGCAUUGUUCUGGCUAAGCUUGUAUUUUUUUGACAAUCCACUAAAGAUACUUUUUGGAUACUUUUUGUGAAAAUAAUCAUCACUUUACUGUUGUCAAAUAUAGAGAUAUUCAUGCACUCCAUUUUUUUUGGAGUCAAUGUAGAUGUUUUUAUUUUUCAACAGGACUACAUAUUUGUGAAUGUUACAUAAUAUUACCAUAUUUCAGUCUUCAUCUGUCAUGCUAAUAAAAUUACAAAUAGGUGUG
This is a messenger RNA of Salmo salar (Atlantic salmon), 3620 nucleotides long. RefSeq names its product flotillin-2. Gene Ontology annotation, molecular function: protease binding. Gene Ontology annotation, biological process: protein localization to plasma membrane; regulation of myoblast differentiation. NCBI's taxonomy places the organism in Eukaryota, Metazoa, Chordata, Actinopteri, Salmoniformes, Salmonidae. Gene Ontology annotation, cellular component: plasma membrane; flotillin complex; cytoplasmic vesicle. The record is from RefSeq and is a predicted model, not a curated record.